Messenger RNA from Liolophura sinensis, 1776 nucleotides. RefSeq lists its product as uncharacterized. The transcript is spliced from 10 exons. The coding region runs from base 112 to 1776 and encodes 554 amino acids. The record is from RefSeq and is a predicted model, not a curated record. Lineage: Eukaryota; Metazoa; Mollusca; Polyplacophora; Chitonida; Chitonidae.
UUUGCCACUUGUAAGCAGAGAGGGUACUCGCGUAACAGUUAUUCUGACAGUGUUUGUUCCUUGGUCUUUGGCUUCUUCGCAAGGACCACAGUGCAGCUAAGAUUUUUCAAAAUGACGUCAUCACUUUUCUUGAGCGCCUGCUUUCUAGCCUUUACCAGUUCAUAUGGACAUUUAGUACCGUAUCAGCCAGGACCGUAUGUUAGUCCACCAGUCCCAACAGCGAAUGAACCGCCGAACACUGCAAUUACACUCCCGUGUUUUUCAAACGGGAUCUCACCGGGAGAGUGUCCGGCACCAGGGCGAAUCAUUGAAGCCAGUGUACUGAGACAGACCUCCGGAAACUGCCGAGUGUACACGACUUUUGGAUUUGUGGGGAAUUACCUGUGGGUUCGUCAGGGUUGUGGGGGCCAGUUUACAGUCCGUUAUGCCACAAAUGAACUGAGUCCUAACUUUAACUACAACUAUCAACAGAGCCAAGGUAAUUACAACAACAACAAUCAAGUUCCUGAUGCGCGUGGAUGCCCAUAUUACAACACCCAGCUGUCAUGUGCCAGCGUUAACAACGGAUACAACAUGUGCCAAAUCCCUUACGAAAUCGUACGCGUUGAUGUCAAGCAACCAUACAGCAGCUCCGCCUGUCAGUUUGCCUCAAGUUACGGACGCACGGAGAAAGGAAAAAUCUGGGUAUCCAAUGGAUGCUCCGCUAAGUUUGACGUCACGUUCAAAGUCUGCCAUGGAUCCGGGGAUUCAAAUUGUAAAGUAUCCAGCACAUUAAUGGACUGUCGUGCGAACAGAGGGUACAGUGAUGUCACAGAAUGCGAAGUUCCUUUCAAAAUCAAUUCUGUACAGCUUCAGAACCGACCAACAGCUGCCCUCUGCAACAUGCCACAAUCUUACGGACAGGCCCGGAAUGGAGUUUGGGUGAACAACGGAUGUUACGGAACGUUCGAUAUCAUCGGAAUGAAUCAUUUAUUUGUCUUUGCCCUCGUAGCCUCUACUCUCUUCGAGUCGACAAUCGCUCAACCAAGAAAUCUACAGCAAGGGGAGGUAACUUGCACCGCCUUGUUCAACAAUCAGCCAAAUCAGUGCCUCGCUCCGGGAAGAAUUGUGGAAGCGUGGGUUGCUAGGCAGCAAAACUCCGGAAAAUGCCGAGUUUACUCAACGUUCGGGUUCAUAGAAAACUAUCUGUGGGUCAGGAACGGAUGCGGAGGAACUUUUGCUAUUGUUUACGAGCCUCAACAGUACUUACCAAACACACAACCAACCACUAAUCCCAGUUGUCAACAAGGGGAGAUCAAUGUGUUCUGUUCACACACAACCCCCAGAGCAACUGUUUGUGGAGUGCUCGUAUUAGUCACUCAUGUCAACUUCCGCCAGCAGUAUAACAUCAGGACAGUGGCUAACUCGGCCUGCCAGGAGAAUUAUGGGUACGGCAUCAGCCAGAACCAAUCAGCGAUCUGGACGAACAGAGGUUGCCAGGGAACAUUUGAUGUGGACUUUCAGAUAUGUCCAAAGACGUCUCCGAUGGGUUGCCGGUCUUACCAGACGUCGCUUCAGUGUGGGAGCGGCGGGUUUAUAUCGAGGGAAUGUGGCGUUCCAGUGGAGGUGACAGGCAUACGCCUCAUCCCGUCCAUUCUACCUAUAAACAACCUGUGCGUGGAGAAUGUCAGCUACGGACGUGUGCCGGAAGGGGUGUGGGUCUCAGAAGGAUGCAGGGGGUCGUUCACCUUAAGCUACCGUGUCUGCACAGGUUACCAAGGGCAGGUUUUAGGAUGA